UGACACCAGCUAUCCUUGCUGGCGUUGGGAUCACCGGCCGAACCGCGUCCGUUUCCCGUGGUGCCACUCUCUGCUUCUCCCCAUAAAAAUCUCUCCAUUUCAAAGAAAAUCUUCUCCUUUUCUUCGCUGCCAAGAGAAACCCGGGACCAGGGUCAAUAGCUCGGAUCUGGGUCUCUCUGCUUCUCUGAGAUUCUCCCAAAUUAAAACCCGAAAAUGCCGCAAGAAGAUCCGACGAAGAUCCCGGUCCAUCAGCCUCUUUAUGGCACCUUUUCACCAGUCUAUCCUCAUUCCGCAUCCAUCCAAUCAACGCCUGCUUUUCCUCCACCUGGGCUUUCAACACCUCCACCCCCAUCCUUUUAUCAGAAUCCACAAACCUAUCAUGCAAUCCCAGGAAACAGGGCAAUACGACCCCAUAUUGGUGGUGAAGUGGGGUAUCAAACUUACGGGGCAGUUGUGGAAGGUAUUCCAGUGAGGAGGCCUCGGCUUCCUUGCUGUGGUAUGGGCAUUGGGUGGUUCUUGUUCUUGACAGGAUUCUUUUUUGCUGCUGUUCCAUGGUAUGUUGGUGCUUUCAUUCUACUCUUUGUUGUGGUAGACUACAGGGAGAAAGCAGGAUUGAUUGCUUGUACAAUUGGGUUGCUGCCGAAGGCCAUGCGAGAGAUGAUAUCUCCAGUUAGAUUUUGGAGUUCAGGCCAGACAUCCAAUUCACAAGAUCCUUGGGGACCAACCAACUCCCCCCAUCGCUGGAUCAACUCGCUGCAACUGGUAGAAAAUGCCGGUCUCAUUGCCUGCAACAUAGGUGAAAAGCAGGAGUGAUCAUCUUCCUGCGCUUGGUCCAUUCCUCUCCUUCCAAUGCUGAAACUCCCCUGGUUAACAGAUUUAUGAGACGGUUGAGAGGUGGCUUCCGGAAGUGAUUGAACUUGUUUGAUAGGACUUGUUUCAUGAGCUCUGGAUCUUAAUGAUCACUCGAGGGGUUGUACCGAUCCACAUAACAAAUAGCUGGCCUGUGUUCCAAUAUCCAAAAACAUCACUCUAGAGCAUGAAUACCCAUAAGUUUAGUAAUAUGCGAAUAUGAAAGGAUCAACCUAAAAACUUGACUCGACUGAGUUCUUAUUUGACUUGACUUGAUAUUUAAUAGAUAAAUUAACAGAUAUUAAGAGUAAGAGCUUUGCUAAGCCCACAAGUGUGUGUGCAAUAAAGCUCAUGUGAAUGCUACACAUGCCGGCAUGGCAUGAUAGGUCCAAGAUCCAAUCCAUCCAUUAGAAUAAUACCACUAUAUUGGUGUUAGCCCAAGAGUCAGGUUGACCCACUUGUCAGUCAGGCCACAGUUUGCAAAACAAAUAAGCGGCUGUGAAAAACUUGGAUGAAGUUUUAUGACCCUUCCACUUGUUUCCAACGUUGAGGCCCACAUGUUGAUUGAGCCAGAUAUAUUUUUGGAAUCACAUGUAGAAGGUUGGACGAACCUGAUGGAUUGGAUCUGGCACCUGUGUCAUGCUGGCAUGUCGGAAGUGUACAUGAGCUUCACAGCGACGUAUGGGUUUAGCAAAGCUCUUAGAAUAAUAGCAUUUGUUUACAUGUGUUUAAAAAUGCGGCAAAAGAGUCAUAUUUACAAUGCUUGGUGCAUCGGUAGGUGGGUUCUAUGUGUGUCAUUGAGGUCAUGAGUUUGAAUGCAAGCGACUCGGACUGACUCGGCACAAAAGCUCGUUGACCUGGUUGAGUUUUGAGCCUGAGUCACUGAGAUUUAUAAUUGCGGAUGAAAAUAUCACUAUCUAAAAGCUAGAGCAAAUGAAAUGAAUACGAAAACAGGAAGAGAAGAAACAACUACAACUAUAAACGACAGGUCAUGUACCCUUAUUUUGCACCAAGUCAUAGAAGUAAGGGUAGACACGUGGCACUAUUUGGUGCGUUAGAUUCAUGGGUUUAGACCAUGCUGCCUUCAUCAACCUUUCCAUCUCUUUCAUGUCACCAUAGAAGAGUUUGUAAGGGUUGCCUUUAACUCCUUAAUGGUUGAGGUGUUUCUGUAGUUUCAUGGGUCUCCACCAGAUGGAAUAAGCUACUGUCACAGCACAUGAGAGAAGCAGAAAAGCUGAUAUGAUCAGAAAAAUCGAGAGGAAUUCGUCCAUCCUUUCUUUAGAUCAAGUGCAAGCCCUGGGGUGUGAGAGUAGGAGGAAGCUUGGGUGGGAUAUUUAUAGGUGAGGAAUGAGAAACUGAUGGGUAAGAAAGAGAUAACAGCACAGCAAAGGCAAUGGGAAAUGGGCCAAAGAUCUUAAUGUGAAGAUUUUUGGAACGUCGGUAAUCCAUACAUGUCAACGGUCUAGAUCCCUGAAUCAUAUGCUUGGUGUGUACAGAAAUGGAAUCCUGCAUCAGCAUAGUACAUUUACACUGUCAUGAGGCGUUGAUGGAUUAUUAUAGUACGGUUGAUGGUUACAUCUAGUUGUUUA
Messenger RNA from Magnolia sinica, 2438 nucleotides. RefSeq names its product large ribosomal subunit protein eL20z-like. The coding region runs from base 214 to 813 and encodes 199 amino acids. Lineage: Eukaryota; Viridiplantae; Streptophyta; Magnoliopsida; Magnoliales; Magnoliaceae. The transcript is spliced from 6 exons. The record is from RefSeq and is a predicted model, not a curated record.